Messenger RNA from Canariomyces notabilis, 3579 nucleotides. RefSeq lists its product as uncharacterized. NCBI's taxonomy places the organism in Eukaryota, Fungi, Ascomycota, Sordariomycetes, Sordariales, Chaetomiaceae. The transcript has 3 exons. The coding region runs from base 1 to 3579 and encodes 1192 amino acids. Gene Ontology annotation, cellular component: cytoplasm. Gene Ontology annotation, molecular function: protein binding. The record is from RefSeq and is a predicted model, not a curated record. Gene Ontology annotation, biological process: response to starvation; autophagy.
AUGGGCCCUUCGCCAGUCCCUGGCGGCGAGUCAGGCUACGAGCCGUUUUACCCCAGCAAUGUACGACUGGACGGGUCCGUCAAGCGCUUCAUCAGCCAUUUCUUCGAGGUAUCCGACACGCCGGACACAGUCGACGAGUGGGUGGAUCUUUUCCAUGACGAUGCAACAGUCAUCAUGGGCAAAGACGUUGCUAAGGGCAAAGAUGGCUCCAAGAAGGACCGGAAGAAUGGCAAAGAGGGUGGCAGCGUCGUCGCAGCGGUGACAAAGCACGCUGCUAAGUUCUCCAAUGGGAAUGCCACCAAAGACUUCUCGUCGAGCCCCUCGCCAGUGGUCUCUCCGGAGAUAAAGCCCACCAGCCUCCCCUCCUAUGACAACCCGGUUAGCUCGCCGUUGCUCGACGCCGUCUCCUCGACCUCCUACGCAACAAGCAACUCACCAAGUGCUAGGGAAUGGGCCCGAGGAAUAUCCGCAGGCAUGGCUGGGUCACCCGGAAACCUCAUCAGCUUGAUUGGGGAGUCCCCGCCCACGGCUCCUUCUUCCUACGAGGAUACACAGGGUAUCAGGUCUGGCUGGUCUUCGCCGCGGCCGGUUGUCGGUUUCCACCCGCCCUCCGCCUCUACCCCGAACGCCGCCCGCCGCCCGCUUAGCUUUCACAUGGAUGGCCGCUCUACCUCGCCGCCGGAUGCUCAUCUCCAGCUUGCCGCUGCUGCGGCCAGACGAGGUUCGAUGCAUUCCCAUUACGCUCAGAUGCGUGGAAGCACGAACCCGCCCCUUCCACACCAGCCACAACCGCACUUUUACGGCGCCCCUGCUCUCGAGAUCGAUAUGCAACCGAGGUCCGGGAUGAAGGCAGGUGAAAAGGGCUAUUGGUUGGGCUUUGAUACUCUAUCCCCGCCGAAUGCCGACUGCGUCCCUGGAAAGGACAACGUAGUCCUUGCCGGCUAUGAGGGAGGCCUGGAGGUGUUCUCUGUUGGGAAACGAGGCCCUGAAACGUAUGCCAGCCUGAAAGGGCUGCGCGGAGGAGUCUAUCACGCUAAGGUCCUGCCGUGGACACCAGCUAGCGCUGGCAUUUUCCCGUUGGUGGCUGUGGUCAUUCACGGACCCAACAUCCCACUGCCGCCUGCCGAAGUCACGGUCGAAGGCGACUAUGACGCCGUUUCGGCCGACAGGUCUGAAGCCAUGACGAAUAUAGGUUCGGACUCGGCAACCCGGAAUAUCGGCAACAGAAUGGCCGCUGGCUUCGUUGAGUCCUACCAGACGACGGUUGAGGUGUUUUCUUUGAAGACGGGCCGCCAGGUGAGCGUCCUCCUUGAGGCGCCUAAGAUCCCCUUAAAGUCGCCCAUCACCAGUCCGAGCUUCCAGGCGCCUCCCCCAAGCGGUGCGUUCCACAUCCAUGCAGAUGGAGGCACUAUCGUCGUGUCGUCCGGCAUCACCGGCGAAUGCUGGGUCUAUCGGCAAACUUCUGCUUUGGGCGAACACCCAUUUCACUUCAGGUGCCACGGGAAACUGUGGACUACCCUUCAGCAGCCCCCGAAAGGGGACGCCGCACAGGAGGCUGAGCGGGGCCGUAGUCCCAUCCCGCCGCGUGCCCGACCGCAGGCUGCAAUUCUUAGUGUCAGUGGAAGAUGGAUUGCCUAUUGCCCUGCAGCUCCAUCUUCCCAAAUCUCCUUGCGAGCGCAUGUCCCGGUGCCUGCGCACGGCCGUGCUCCAGGACUGGUCUCCAUGACGCCUCCGCAACUACCACCGGCCAACGCGGAUGUCGAACUGCCCUUGUCUGAGAGCGUCAUGAACAAGAUCAUGCGAGACGCCACUCAGGAACUAAUUCAAGGCGCCAAGUGGUUCGGAAAGCAGGGCUGGCAAGCCUGGAACAACUACUGGAAUCCGCAGCCCAGUCAGCAACCCCGAUCACCAACCCUUCCACCCCAGAGCUGGGGUGGCCAGGAGACAGCCCAAUUUCCCCCGACACAUGGGACCGUCGCUCCGCCGAUAGCGAAAGAGCCAGGUAUGGUGUCGAUUUUGGAUGCUGAAAGCCUCAGUUCUUUUGCGAAUCCACAUCCGCUUGCGACGUUCAGCAUUCCCCACGGCUGCAGCUUCCUGUCCUUUGCGCCCUCGGGCCUUUUCCUGUUCAGCGCGAGUAGCAAGGGCGAUGUACAGACGGUGUGGGAUCUGAUGCGUAUCCAGCAAACCAAAUCAUCAGCGCUCCAGGCUACUGGCUUGCCCUCGGGUGGUCCACGGGUACGCCAGGUUGCACAGUUCUCUCGUAUGACAGUGGCACGCAUUGUCGCCGUGGCGUGGACGCAUCCCAACGGCGAGCGUGCGGCCAUGGUUACCGAACGGGGCACAGUCCAUUUACUGGAUCUCCCAUCAAGCGCCUUCAACUGGCCUCCCCCACGCCGUCGCCGGUCGCAGGAAGCGAAGAACCAGACUGUGGAGGGACCGUCUUCAGCCGUCGCACUCGCAUCGAAUGCAUUGAGCUCUGUCCGGGACGUUGCACGGCCGCUCAUUAACCGCCAGCGUCGGAGCAACUCCAAUGUCCCGCCCCUGACCGGCUCGGGCAUUGGAGAAUACGCCGCUCAUGGUGGCAAGGUCAUCGCUGCUGGCAUCAGCCAUUCUCUAGGCAAGACUGGUAACGCCAUCAGCCAACUCAGGCACACGGGAGAGAACAGGGCAUCACUCCCAAGCUCGGCCGCCCCGCCUGGACCAUCGUGCGUGGCUUGGGUCACCGGAAGGAAGGGCCACUCGCUCUUCGUCCUCGGCGGCGGCCUCGUGCGUACAUUCCCGACGAAGACUCGGAGGGUUUCCUCGGGAAGCGACAAGCGGGCCCCACGCCUUUCCCGAUACAAAGACUUCCAGCUCCCGUUGCUGCCGGACGACACUUUUUCGCCGGUUGUCAGGGCUAUCCUGGAUCCUGAUGAGUACAUCGACCACGCAGAGCGGAACCUAGAUGCAGGUACCAGCACCAUGGUACUCAAUCAGGCCCGGCUCCGCAGGCAGUCUCAUGAUGUCAGCGCGGAAUCAUCCAUCCCUCAAGCCGAGAUCGAAUCUAGUUCACCGUACCAACCAUUCCACACGGACAGGCGGGUGGUGCAGUACGAGAUAGUGCCCUCAUCUCUAGGCCCCGCCCAGGACCAGCCCGCAAUGUCUAUCACCGCUCUUUUGGCAGUGACGUCGCUGGAGGACAGCCCAGAGACGUUGACUCCACGUCGAAAGAAAGGACCCAAACCUACGCAACAAAUAUUGGCUCAGACACAUGACGCUUCACCAUCGACAACAGUCACCACAUCAGGAGGCGCAUCUACGCCUACCGGGGCGUGGGCAUUUGGACAACCCGUCAAAGCGACUAAGCUGGAUCUGGGUCUGCCGCACCUGCUGGAGGACGAGGCGGUUACUGUCCCGCUGGACGCGUCGCGCGCGCUACCAGCUUCUGCUAUGGAAAGGAUCCUGCAGCGGACUGGUGACGACGAGGCGCAGAUUGUGAUCACCACGCGGCGAAGGCGUGGAGCAAGCGCUCCCGAACACGAUGACGGGUUCUUUGAAGACGAUUGCGAGGUGCUUGAUUUUGCUGACCAGAGGGUCUGA